AUGGCAACUGAGCAGGCACCAAUGUCCAUUAACGGCGUCUAUGCCGCCCACCAGGGCCAGGCAUACGACCAAAAUUAUGCCGCGCACAGUGCCAACGCCGCCGCCUACAGCGCCGGCCACCAAAACACCUCCACCCCCCAGUCCACCAGCUCUAACAGCGCUGCCGAGAUCCCCAAGGAUGAGGUUGGCUGGUACUUUGUUGAGCAGUACUACACUACUCUUAGCCGGACGCCUGAGAAGCUCUUCCUCUUCUACAACAAGCGUUCGCAAUUCGUUUCCGGCGUUGAGGAGGAGAAGGUCGACGUUUCCGUUGGACAGAAGGCGAUCAACGACCGCAUAAAGGAGCUGGACUUCAAGGACUGCAAGGUCCGCGUUACCAAUGUCGACUCUCAGGGUUCCGACGCCAACAUUGUCAUCCAAGUCAUCGGCGAGAUCUCCAACAAGAACCAGCCCCACCGCAAGUUCGCUCAGACCUUCGUCCUUGCUGGUCAGACCAACGGCUACUUCGUCCUGAACGACAUCUUCAGGUACGUCAAGGAAGAGGAGGAGGAGGUCGUUGAGGAGGAGGCUGCUCAGGACACCACUGCUGCCCCUACUGGCUACGAAGAGCCCUCCCCGAGCGUUCAGGAGCCCGUUGCCGAGGCUCCCGCGCACGAGAUUGUUGCCAACGAGGAGGAGGCCGCUGAGGUCGACAACAAGCUCGAGGAGAUUCAGAAGGAGGAGACCCAACGCCCCGUUUCCCCGCCCCCCGCUCAGGCCAAUGGCACUCCUGUUCCCGAGGCUGCUGAGGUCGUCGAGGCUGAGGAAGCCCCCGUCGCCGCCGUCAGUGCCCCCGAGGUCCCCACCACCGAGCAGGCUGCCGCCGAGGUUGCUGAGGAGGAGGCUGCUCAGCCCGAGAAGCCUGAGGAUCCCGCUCCUACUCCUGCUCCCGAACCUGCCAAGGCCGCCCCCGCCCCCGCUCCCGCUGCUCCGUCCAAGCCGAUGAGCUGGGCUAUGAAGGCUGCAUCUGCCAACAAGUCUGUUGCUCCUGCUGUCCCCGCUGUUCCGGCUGUCCCCGCCCAGGCCGCCGCCCCUAAAGCCGCCUCUUCUCAGGGCAAGCCUGCUGCCGCGCCUGCCGCCCCCGCCGCUGCCGCGCCUGCUGCCGCUAGCUCCGCCGAUGCUCCUGCGGAUACGCAGCAGGAUGGCUGGCAGACUGCUGAGCACACCAAGCGCCAGUCUCGCAUCCAGAGCCAGCCCACCGAGCCCACCUCUGUCCGUGCCUACAUCAAGAACGUCUAUGAGAACAUGGACGCCGAUGUGCUGAAGGCUACUCUCUCCAAGUUCGACAAGAUCACCUACUUCGACAUCAGCAGGCCCAAGAAUGCUGCGUUCGUUGAGUUCGCGACCCAGGACGGCUUCAACGCUGCCGUCGCUGCCAACCCCCACACCAUCAACGGCCAGACCAUCUUCGUCGAGGAGCGCCGCCAGCCGGGCGGGCAGUUCCAGCGCUACCCUUCGCGCGGCGGGUCCAUCAGCCGCGGGCGCGGUGGCGCCGAUCGCCCCGGCCAGGGCCGUGGUGGCUUUAGCAAGGAGGGCGGUCGUGGCGGCUUCGCUCCCCGUGGAAGGGGCGGUGCUUCGGGCCCCCGUCGCGGCGGCAACGCGGCUGCCUAA
Messenger RNA from Diplodia corticola, 1650 nucleotides. Its product is annotated as ntf2 and rrm domain-containing protein. The transcript is spliced from 4 exons. Gene Ontology annotation, cellular component: ribonucleoprotein complex; Ubp3-Bre5 deubiquitination complex; cytosol. Gene Ontology annotation, biological process: ribophagy; protein deubiquitination. Lineage: Eukaryota; Fungi; Ascomycota; Dothideomycetes; Botryosphaeriales; Botryosphaeriaceae. The record is from RefSeq and is a predicted model, not a curated record. Gene Ontology annotation, molecular function: mRNA binding. Bases 1 to 1650 code for a protein of 549 amino acids.